Molecule: messenger RNA, 1875 nt
Organism: Medioppia subpectinata
Lineage: Eukaryota; Metazoa; Arthropoda; Arachnida; Sarcoptiformes; Oppiidae
Source: the annotation of a GenBank genome assembly
UAUGAGUUGGCACUCAAUCCCGAUAUUCAGGACCUGUUGGUGGCGGAGACCAAAGAGGCGUUCAAUGAAAACACGGCAGACAUAGACUACGAAACCCUUUGCCGACUCCCACUCCUCGACGCCGUUAUAUCGGAAACCCUUCGCAAACACACAACAAAUGUUAGACUCGAUAGAGAAGCAAUGGAAGACGUGGUGCUAAGCCGUGGAAGCGAUGGAUCAGUGAUUAAGAUUGAAAAGGGAAUGAUAUUAGAGAUCCCGGUGUAUGCCAUACAUUACAAUCCCGAUUAUUUUCCCGACCCGUUUGCCUUCAAACCCGACCGAUUUUUGCCCGAAAAUCGCCAUCACAUCAAACCCUAUACAUACCUACCGUUCGGCACCGGACCCCGUAAUUGCAUUGGUAUGCGCUUUGCCAUUCUCCAGAUGAAAUUAACCCUGACCAACAUAAUGCAACAUUUCAAGUUUUACCGUGUUCCCAACACCAAUGUGCCCAUUCAAUACACUGCGGCUCGCAAUCUCUUAUUGGAUAUAAGAUUCAGAAUCAAUAGUGAAUCUGAUAUUAGGGAUGAUCACGGUGUUGACUACCAUGAUUACAGUGAUGAGCGCGCAUUCUUCGUGGUAGACGUGGCCGACAUUAUCGACAAACACACGCAAUGGACUCAACGCUUACCCCGCGUUCAGCCCUAUUACGCGGUCAAAUGCAACCCGAGUCCGAUCGUGUUGGAAAUACUGGCCGGACUCGGCUGCGGCUUUGACUGCGCCUCCCGGGGAGAGUUGGAUCAGGUGCUGGCGCUCGGACUCACCCGACCCGAGCGCAUUAUUUACGCCAACACGUGUAAGCCCGGAUCGUAUAUAUCGCACGCCCGAGCGCUCGGCAUACGUCAUAUGACAUUUGACAAUAGCGAGGAGCUAGUUAAAAUGUCGCGUCUGCACCCGGAUGCUUUGUUGGUAAUCCGGAUUAAGGUUAAUGAUAAAUUGUCCAGGGUACCCCUAAGUGACAAGUUUGGCGCACAUAUCUACCAGAUACCCGAGUUGUUGGCAACGGCUAAACAGCUAGGUCUGAGUGUUAUCGGGUGCAGUUUUCACGCUGGCAGCGAUUGCCAAAGCGCCCAGGCUUAUCAUCAGGCUAUUUCUGAUGCCCGCUUAGUGUUUGAUAUGGGUAGCGAACAUGGCUACGACAUGACCUACCUUGAUAUAGGCGGUGGAUUUCCCGGGUCUCCCAUCUCUGGUGUUUGUAUCCAUGAGAUGACUGAUGCAGUAAAUGUGGCACUGGAUAAACAUUUUCCCGCCACAGAUUCACGCUAUAAUCAUGAUAAUUUUACCAUCAUUGCAGAAUUAGGUAGAUAUUAUGUCGCGUCGGCGUUUACCCUGGUGACAAACAUAAUUGCCAAACGCUGGGCGCCGGUAGUAAACGACAGCCAACACAAGCCGGAAAUGCAAUACUACCUAAACGAUGGAAACGCCGGCUCUUUACGCGGCGUCCAAAGCAAACCGCAGCCCCUCAUGUCGUUGCCGGGCCGACCCGUAUACCCGUCCACAUUAUUUGGGCCAACCUGUUCCAGUUAUGACUGUAUUCGGCGAGGAGUGCCACUCACCGAGAUGUUUGUGGGCGAGUGGUUGUAUUUUAAGCAUACGGGCGCCUAUAGCCUGUGCUUUCGGACUGAGUUUAAUGGAUUCCCUGCGCCCACGUUCGAGUAUAUGGUUAGUUCCCGAGCGCUAGAAAUUCUACAGCGAAUGUCUAAUUGGCGUAGAAUUUCUACCAUAAUUAAUGAUAACAUGCAUUAUGUGUAUAACGGGUUACUAUGGGUUGACGGCCAGCAAAUUGAUGAGAAACCAGAUGAACAACAUAUGGAGGGUAACAAUGAAUUCACACCAUAA